AUGACUGCCUCUAACACCCCCCAAUUGCUGAAGCACUCCGGCAUCGUUUUGUCUGGAUUGCUGGCUGGAGGACAGUUCUUCACCACCCUGUACGUGAAGCCCAUGCUGGAUCGAAUGUCUACUAGCGACGCAUACAAUUUGUUCGAGCUCAUCUAUCAUGUGGGACAGGUGGUCUUUCCUGCCCUGACACUCAUGAGCUCGGCAUCAUUUGCUACUGCUGCUUACCUGGAGAAGGACAUUAACCCCACCAACAGCCGACAGCUGGCUUACUCAGCAGCUCUGGUCUUCGCGUUGCUGCCCUACACACGAUUCGCCAUGUGGCCCACUCUGACAAAGCUGUUUGCUGCCAGUGCUGACAAGGUCAAGGGCCCGAACGUUAAGGCGCUGUUGAAGAUGUGGAUCGUCCACCACUACAUUCGAAACAUCUUCACCCUACUUGGUUUCAUUGGAGGGGUUGCUGCUACUGUUUAG
Yarrowia lipolytica CLIB122 is the source of this 471-nucleotide messenger RNA. RefSeq lists its product as uncharacterized. Lineage: Eukaryota; Fungi; Ascomycota; Dipodascomycetes; Dipodascales. The record is from RefSeq and is a predicted model, not a curated record.